Messenger RNA from Carya illinoinensis, 3137 nucleotides. RefSeq names its product endoglucanase 5-like. Lineage: Eukaryota; Viridiplantae; Streptophyta; Magnoliopsida; Fagales; Juglandaceae. Gene Ontology annotation, molecular function: hydrolase activity, hydrolyzing O-glycosyl compounds; carbohydrate binding. The record is from RefSeq and is a predicted model, not a curated record. Gene Ontology annotation, biological process: carbohydrate metabolic process.
AUGGACCCAAGCUGCUAUUGCAACUAAUAAAUGCGCACAUUAUCAGGCUGUGCAAACCUUGCCUUAAGUUUCUCCCAAACCUCCUUAGCUGAGUUAACAUACAGAACAUUAGAGGCUAUUUCUUUUGAAAUUGAGUUGAGGAUCCAAGAGAGUAUUAGGUUGUUGCAGCGAAGCCAAGGGACAUAAAGGGUGCUGGGAAUUUCAGGAGUUUUGAUGGUUCCAUCUAGGAAUCCCAGCUUGUUUUUUAUUGAGAUGGCCAAAGUGAAUGAACGGUUCCAAGACAAAUAGUUGGGACCUGUGAGGUGAGGUGUGACUACCACAGUGUUGGCAUUAUCACUGUGGUGGAGAAAAAAUGGACUAUUAGGGUCCUCAGAUGGACUUGGAGGGGGGUGAUUCUCAGCCAUAGGAACAAAGGGUUAUGGAAAUAAGGGAGUGAGUGAUUGACAAAGGAGAGAAAAAUAAAUAAAGCAGGGAUAUCAAACCUUCUCUGAUACCAUGUUGAAAACUGAACUUGAGGAUGAAGUUGAAGUUUAAAGAAGAAGGAUGAAGAGGUGAAUGAGAGAAAACUUGAGAGACAACUCUGUUGAAGAGAAAACUUCUUGCUAUAUUGAUUCUAUAAUUACAAUGGUGAAGUGCAGUGAUUAUAUACAGCUUGCAAGAAUAUAAAAGAAAGCUGAAAAAAGCUAAAAAGAAAAACAAUUCCUGACACACUUUACAUAAACACACAUAUGCAUUAUACCAAGAGCAGGGGGGGGACAAAGCACGUUCAUCUUAGCACUAGCAGGGCACUCACUUACUUGGUGCAAGGUUGUCUGAACUUGCAGCUUUCUGUGUAGUGGAUGCACCUUCAUCUGCUGCUGCAGCAGACUUUAUUCCUUUCCUCAUGUGCCUCAUUGGAUUUGGUCUUUGUGAGCAAACACAUUGACAAGGAUAUAGGCCGCAUUAGGCUAUUGUUGAGUUUCUGAAUCAGUCAUGAUGAGCAAGUUGAAGUUUAAGCCAUGCGUCUUCCUAGCACUGCUACUUAGCAUGUUCCGGUACUCCACGGCAACCACUGCGACGGGCUUCGACUACGGUGAGGCCCUCAACAAGAGCUUGCUGUUUCUUGAGGCACAGAGAUCAGGUAAACUUCCAACAAAUGAUAAGCGAGUCGCGUGGCGGGGCGACUCGGGACUCAAAGAUGGGUAUUUGCAGGGGGUGGACAUGGUUGGAGGAUAUUAUGAUGCAGGAGAUCAUGUGAAAUUUGGGCUGCCAAUGGCUUACAGUGUGACAAUGCUUUCAUGGGGAGCUAUACAGUUCAAGAAAGAAAUUACAGAGCUAAACCAAAUGGGACGCAUGUUAUGGGCCAUUAGAUGGGGUACUGAUUACUUCAUUAAAGCACAUCCACCCUAUGUUCUAUGGGCACAGGUGGGCGAUGGGAACUCUGAUCACUAUUGUUGGGAGCGUGCUGAAGACAUGACAACUCCAAGAGAUGCUUACAAGAUUGAUGCAAAUCAUCCUGGUUCGGAUGUUGCCGGUGAAACUGCAGCUGCCUUGGCUUCAGCUGCCAUAGCUUUCCAGUCUUAUAACUCUUCCUACUCCAAUCUCCUCUUAGUUCACGCCAAGCAGCUUUUCUCGUUUGCGGACAAGUUCAGAGGUUUGUAUGAUGACUCUAUCCCGUCUGCUAAGCAAUUCUACACAUCAUCUGGUUAUUGGGAUGAGUUAUUGUGGGCAGCUGCCUGGCUGUUUCAAGCUACCAAUGAUGAGUACUAUCUGAAAUAUGUAGUGGACAAUGCUAUGUACUUUGGUGGAACUGGAUGGGCUGUCAAAGAAUUCUCUUGGGAUAAUAAAUAUGCUGGUGUGCAAAUCCUUCUUUCAAAGGUACCGUUGGAGGGAAAAGGCGGUGCAUACACUAACAUAUUAAAACAAUACCAGGCCAAGGCGAACUACUUUUCCUGUGCUUGUCUCCAAAAAAAUGACGGCUACAAUGUCUACAAAACUCCUGGGGGAUUAGUAUACGUACGUGAAUGGAAUAACAUGCAGUAUGUCUCAUCCGCUGCAUUUCUUCUUGCUGUCUACUCUGAUUAUCUUUCUGCAGCAAACGCCAAGUUCACCUGUCCUAGUGGUGGCCUUGUUCAACCUCAGGAGCUCCUCAAGUUUGCCAAGUCACAGGCUGACUACAUUCUUGGCAAAAAUCCCAAGUCGAUGAGUUACUUAGUUGGUUAUGGACCAAAAUAUCCGACUCAUGUUCAUCACAGAGGUGCUUCAAUUGCCUCCAUAUAUGUUCUCCAUUCAGCGGUUCAAUGCGUGCAAGGUUUUGAGACAUGGUACCAUCGAUCUGAGAGAGAUCCCAAUGUCAUAUACGGAGCCCUGGUGGGUGGUCCUGAUAAGAAUGAUGACUUCUCCGAUGACCGCUCCUCUUAUGAAGAAACCGAGCCUACACUUUCGGGCACUGCUCCUCUUGUGGGCCUCUUCUCUAAGCUUCAGGAUGCAAAUGGUAUUUCGGGUGCUGGGACGAGGUCAUUUAAUUUCCCUCGCAUGGCCUUGACAUAUGUUGUCAUGGGUUUCUUGCAUGCAGCUGCUCCUAUUGAAUUCCUUCACUCCAUAACCAGCACAUGGACUACACAAGAAAUGACUCAUUACAAGCACAAGGUGAUAAUCAAAAAUACAUCUGGGAAGCCAAUUACAGAUCUUAAGCUGGCGAUUGAAGAUCUCACUGGUCCUCUCUGGGGCCUCUCUCCAACUAAUAAAAAGAACAUCUACGAGCUUCCUCAGUGGCAAAAUGUCUUAAACCCCGGCUCACAGUGCGUUUUUGUUUACAUUCAAGGCGGUCCUCAAGCUAAGGUCUCAGUUCUAAGCUGGAAGUAAUAUUAAUAUUAUUUUACAACUGAUCCAAGGUCGGGCGCAUGAAAUUAAAAGAAAGCUAAGCUGUGAAUUUUCAUGGAUACAUACACGUACAUGAUGAUCAUGAUCAUGGAGAUAUUGGACGACUGGCCUACUUUUUUGUUUUGUUUGUUGUCAUAGGAAUUGUUGGAUUGGUCAAUGUGCGUACGGCCUGCGUUUUACUGGUAAGGUACUGAGAGAUAAAUUAUUAAUAUACCAUAUAAAUGGAAGUUCAUGAAAUUAAUGAUACAUAUAUAUAAGGGAUUAAUUUUGAGGUU